UGAAGGGCAGCCGCUGAGCCGGGGCUUUGGGGGACAGGCUGGGGUAUCCGGGUCGCCAGGACUUCUUGCGGCAGGGGCGGGGGGAGAAAAGGGUGCUUGCGGGGCAAGGACAGGAGCCCCCUCCCCCCGGAAGCGGAGUGGUGCCGCAGAGGCAGGACUGCGGGCGUGGGACCGGUGGUGUCCUUGGGAGUCCUCCAGCCCCGAAAGGGGGGUGGGGCAGCGCGGCCAGGUAGGGGAGCCCAGCCAGCGCUGGCCACCCGGAGAAAGAGGGCAGGUCCGAAUGUCUGAGCAGAACAGCACCCAGGAUGGCGAUGGGGAGGCCCAGCCCAGCCUGUCUAUGCCCUUCUUGUUGGUGCUGGUCUUCUUCGGCAUGGGCCUGGUGGGGUUCCUCAUCUGCCACGUCCUCAAGAAGAAAGGCUACCGCUGCCGGACCUUCCGCGAUGAGUUCGACUCGGACAACAAGGAGCCGUUGGCAGAGCUACAGAAUGAGGAGGACGAGGAGAUGAAUGAGGACACUGUGGAGAAGAUAGUGAAGUGCAUCAUUCAGAACGAAGCAAAUGUGGAGGUCCUGAAGGAGAUGCUGGGGGAAGGCGACACUGAGCUGGCAGUGCCCCCGCCACUCCCCAUACCCAGCCUAUGUCCCCAUCGCAACAGCCAAGAUGGUGGCGUGCCCCAUCAUCACACGGUGCACCUGGGUUCUACACAAGCCCCGUGCAUACACUGCAGUCGGAAGAAGAGGCAUACACUGCAUCGCCAGAGCCGGUCCAAGGAGGGAAAAAGCAAGAUGCACCCCGGAGAGACCACCGUCUUCUCUGUUGGCAGAUUCCAUGUCACCCACAUUGAGAAGAAACCUGCUUCCCAUGGCUCAAAGGAAAAGUCCCUUCCUGAUAGCAGCCAAGACCUUGGCUCUGGUGAUUUGGACCGUGAGACUCGGGAGGAGUCUCAGAAUGGACUAGUUCCCAUGGAUCAUCUUCAGCAUGGAAGAUUCCAGGAGGCAGCCGGUGCUCAGAGUGAUAGAGAACCAAAGGAUGCCUGUAAAGAUGAGUCCGCUACAGGAGAGAGUCUCUUGAACGUAACAACCAAUUUAGAUGUUCCCAAGAAUGGACUGGAGAGGAUAAAGCGCUCUAAGACAGGGUCAUUGCAAGAGGUAGACCUCCUAGGUACUGCCACAAACAACACACGUGACCCAAAGUUUUUGUGUCCUGCAGAGAUGUUUGGCUCAGAAGAUCUGGGUGAGACGGAGCGGCUGGCUAAGCAACCUCAUCCCUCGGAGAAUGAGGGUGUUCACAAGGCAGCUAAGGACAUAUCAGGAAAUGAAAAAAUUCAAAUUCUUCAAGGAAGAUCUAAUAUUGAUCUAUCUGGAAAUGAGAUCAAUAGAACACAAGAGCAACAGGAGCAGAGCUCAACGGCGUCAGACCCAGGAGUAUCUGUGUGACACUGCAGCUGCUCCAGGUUAAGGCAGUACCAAGCAGAGAGGUGCGGUGGGAGUCUCCUCCCGGCUCCCCAGAACGAAACCGCUGGAGCCGCAGAAGGCAACAUAAGAGCACAGCCUGGCUCACCAGAGCUGCAGGGCGCUUGGCAUCACCACGGUGGCGCGUGGAUGCGUCCCUUCGAGAAAAAAAAACCCCUUGUCGAGAGCCUCAUCCUCUCUCAUUGCCCCAGCAGGACUGGAACACCCAGCUCCCCCAUACAGCCUGGCCGAGGCUCACGUCAGCACGACACAGGGUGCUAGGAAGUAUGCCAGGUGCAGAAAGUCUCAUCUCCUGGCACAGGGAAGCAGCGCCCGCUCCUCACUGCCACCACCAUUCCGUCUCUUCCAGCCAACCACCCGUUCACUUUAGGACAGUCCUGCGACCCCUGGGCCCUGUGGGGUAGUUCACUGUUUGGUGUGCUCCCUCUGGGAAGCGGAGCUGUCCCAUACUGCCAUUUCCACCACAUUCUCCUGCAUGCCAGCCAGGCUGAGCAAACUAUUCUGCAUUAGACACACAGCUCUUGCUUAGAGAAGUCAGUCAGUGCGGGCGGAGUGAGAACAUAAGAACUAGCCAGCUGGAUCAGACCAGAGUCCAUCUAGUCCAGCACUCUGCUACUCACAGUGGCCCACCAGGUGCCUUUGGGAGCUCAUGUGCAGGAUGUGAAAGCAAUGGCCU
Sphaerodactylus townsendi is the source of this 2147-nucleotide messenger RNA. It is a transcript of the gene RELL2, whose product is annotated as RELT like 2. The transcript is spliced from 8 exons. The record is from RefSeq and is a predicted model, not a curated record. Gene Ontology annotation, biological process: positive regulation of cell-substrate adhesion; positive regulation of p38MAPK cascade. Lineage: Eukaryota; Metazoa; Chordata; Lepidosauria; Squamata; Sphaerodactylidae. Bases 281 to 1435 code for a protein of 384 amino acids.